Messenger RNA from Filobasidium floriforme, 1331 nucleotides. RefSeq lists its product as uncharacterized. The transcript has 2 exons. The coding region runs from base 76 to 975 and encodes 299 amino acids. The record is from RefSeq and is a predicted model, not a curated record. NCBI's taxonomy places the organism in Eukaryota, Fungi, Basidiomycota, Tremellomycetes, Filobasidiales, Filobasidiaceae.
CUGCUACCUGCCACCCGUUUCUACGUCUGGUCAUGCCAAUCAACACUUCACCAUAGAAUCGUCCGAGAAAGUACUAUGUCUGGUUCCAGAACUCCAGAACAACCGAUUGACGAAACGAAUUGCCUUCCGCCUUCGUACGAGAGCCUUCAGAAUAGACCGAGAAUCCUCGAGCCCAGAACGACACAUAGUCAAGCUUCUUCUGACCACCAGGUCCACUCCUCGACCCAGACUCGUUCGACGCCCUUGGAUCUUCCGCCAAUCCGACCUUUCCGCGGCGCGCCCGACGAAGACAUUCAACACUUUCUCGACAAGCUGCGUCUUCGAUUCCGGCUGGAUGCUAAUGGAUUUCGAGAUGAAGACAACAAGGUUCUCUACACGCUGACUCUGUUGGAAGGACAGGCAUGGAGGCUCGUACAAGGGGUCGGAAUGGAUGGAGCGGACGGGCAUGGGGGUCCGGUAGGAGAGAACCUCGAGGAUUUCGAGGCGAUCGCCGAGUUCUUGAUGAACGCCUUUGGGUCCCUCGAGUCCCGUAUACUCGCCCAAGGCGGAGAGAAGGCAAGAGCGUUGGCGGCGAGGAAACUUUCCGCUGUAUACCAGACGUCGUCUGUCUGGCAAUACCUGGCCGAGGUCGACCGGUGGGCAAGGAGGACGGGAUGGACAGAAGCCGCGAUCAUCAGCGAGGUCAAGAUGGGGCUCGAGCUCGAGUUACGGGGGGCCGUUUCACGGGAGAUGACGAGGCAGCCUGGAUUGCGACUCGAUUUCAACGCUUUUCGCAAACGAGUCUUGCAGUUGGAUGAGACGAUACGCGAGGCUUGGGAGGAGAGGAGAGACGAGGAGAUGAAGGCGAGAAAGUGGGAUGCUACGUCGCGGGGGGUGGAUCAAGCAGACGAUUACAAGCCGGAUGAUUUAGCCUUGGCAGGGGAAGGACGAGGGCAGGGAAUUAAGCAAGCUCGAGGUCGGCGGGGAAGGAACUGAACGUAAUAGCAGAGGUGGAUAUACCACUGCAAUUAUCAUCGUCGCUUUCAUAACAUGUUGCCCUGCACGGACCGCCCAUGGAACGAAGAAAGCGCUCAAGAUCUUGAACAGCGCAAAACCGAACCCACCCGCUGAUUGGAUCUCGCAUAUACCUGGCCGUUCAUUAGAUUUCGCUAGGAGACAGCUGCCUGGCAACCUGAAGCAGGUUGGCCCUGGCUUGUUCCUGACGAUCUCGAGCAAUAAAGAUAAGCAAGAAGAUACGUUUCUUGAAAUACGGCCCCAGGCGCUGCGAGAUUUAUUGCGGGCAGAUUGCGCCGCUUCGCCUUCAGUCCUUUGCACAAUUGCACUUCACUGCU